Molecule: messenger RNA, 1226 nt
Organism: Salvia splendens (bonfire salvia)
Lineage: Eukaryota; Viridiplantae; Streptophyta; Magnoliopsida; Lamiales; Lamiaceae
Product: photosystem II D1 precursor processing protein PSB27-H2, chloroplastic-like
Exons: 3
Coding region: 259-753 (164 amino acids)
Biological process (GO): photosystem II repair; photosystem II assembly
Cellular component (GO): chloroplast thylakoid lumen; photosystem II
Source: RefSeq, a predicted model, not a curated record
GUGAUUUCGCAACACAAAUUUUGCAGAGUUAGCUCUCUUUGUAGAUUGUAGCUCGAUUUUUUUUUUCAUGUCUUCAAAUCACUCAAGUUUGGAGAGGAGAUAGGUGUCCUGCCGAAAUUGGGAUGUUCGGUCCUUGAUAAUUUGCCAGUGUUUCUGCAACACAAAUAUUUGUGGUGUUAAUUGUUUUGUGCUGGAUUGUUAGGAUGAACCAAGAAGAAUCAGUUUCCAACCAAAUUUUAGAGUUCUAAACCCUAAAAAAUGGCAGCUUUUCCCGCAGCAAGGAUUUGCCCCCUUGCCAUUUCGAGUUCGGCCGAAAGAAGUAAUAAGAGACUGCAAUCGAGGUGUAAUGCUAUGCUUUCCUUGGAUGAAACAUCAACAAGUCGCCGGUUUCUUAUGCAAAAUGCUGCUGUUUCUGCACUUGCAUUGCUGAAUUUGAACUGUGGAUUGAUGUUACUGCCUGCACGGGCAGAGGAAAAGGCGAAGGAUGAUGAGGGUUUAGUUGGGGCAUUGCAGUCAUUGUUUGAUCCUAAUGAGAAAACCAAAUCAGGAAAGGUUUUGCCAAAGGCUUACUUGAAAUCAGUUAGAGAAGUUGUGAAAACACUUCGCGAAUCAUUGGAGGAAGAUACCAAGGAUAUGGCAAAGUUCAGACGAACAGCUGAUGCAGCAAAGGAAUCAAUCAGGGAAUACUUGAGUAGUUGGAGGGGACAGAAGGAAGUUGUCAACGAGACAUUGUGCAGAUCUUUCACAAGUUGAGGGCUUUACAUUUACUCAGUAGAGAAUUGGGUGAUAGUUGAACGAAUUCAUCAUAUUUUCAAAGAGGGAGUUUCUGGUGCUUCUCUUCUUCACACGUGUUUGUUUACCUGUAGUGAACGUUGUAUUCCCACUGGUCUUACGAACGAUCUUGGUAUAUCUUCGGUUAUGGUCUCGGUCAUGCAAUUUGUUAUGUGGUUAGCUGUUCAGUGUGAAAUGCAUUUAGCAUCCCACUUGAGUCUGAUGUAAAUAGGCAUGACUUUACAUAGAAUCAAGAAUUGAAUUGAGUUACUAUUUAUUUUUUGCGUAUGAUGUUGGAACAUCCUGCUGCAGGAAUCAUAUGCAAUGCUCGAAAAAGCCAUAAGAUCGCUCGCCAGUUUUUACUCGAAAGCAGGACCAUCCGCUCCCCUUCCAGAGGAGGUUAAGACAGAAAUAUUAAGCAAUCUCACCACUGCAGAAGAUUCACUUUGACAUGG